CCUCUAAAGAAAAAUAUUUUUCACAGAUCAAAACUUGCCAUUUUUCUGUCUCUGUAAAUCCACUCUGUUUCUACUUUCUAGUUUAAAAUAAUCGCACCAUCCCAUGAUCCGAUAUAAUCAGAAAUUAUCGGGAAUCAUGCUCGCGCGCGCACAUAUAUAUAUGGAUAUGUAAGUACAAAGCCUAGGAAAUCAAUCCUGCUCUGGGAUUUCAUGGAGAUGGAGGCGUUACCGCCACUGCCAGUGGACUCUCGUCCCAGGCCUCUGUCUCGCCUCAACUCUUACGUGGCGAAUAGCAGAGUAGGCAAAAAGUUCAAGCUUUCCGAGCGCAACACCACCUUCACCACCGAGCUCCGAGCCGGCACCGCCACCUUCCUUACUAUGGCUUACAUCUUAGCCGUCAACGCCUCCAUCCUGACUGAUUCCGGCGGUACUUGCUCUGUUUCCGACUGCGUCCCUCUCUGUUCUGACCCGACCGUCCCUGUUUCAAACUGCACUGGUUCGUCCCUCCGUGUCAUUCAGCCCGAUAGUUCCUGUAAAUUCGACCCGGUUAAUCCGGGCUACGCCGCCUGCCUCGAGAAGACUCGCAAAGACUUGAUCGUCGCCACCGCCGCUUCCUCCCUCAUUGGCUGCAUCAUAAUGGGUGCUUUCGCUAACCUUCCUUUGGGUCUAGCACCGGGUAUGGGCACCAACGCUUAUUUCGCCUACACCGUUGUUGGCUUUCACGGGUCGGGUAAUAUCUCCUACCAGAGCGCCCUCGCCGCCGUCUUCAUUGAAGGUUUGAUCUUCUUGCUUAUUUCCGCAGUCGGUCUGCGCGCUAGACUGGCUAAACUCGUGCCAAAACCCGUCCGAAUCAGCUCCUCCGCCGGAAUCGGACUCUUCCUCGCAUUCAUCGGAUUCCAGAACAAUCAAGGAAUCGGCUUAAUUGGGUACAGCCCGUCCACCCUUCUCACCCUCGGUGGAUGCCCCGAUUCCUCCCGGGCUUCCCUCGCGCCUGUCAUGACCGCCGCUAACGGCACCAUUAGCUUGCUCCCCGGAGGGACUGUCUCUGGCGAUAUCCUAUGCCUGCGAGAUAGAAUGGAAAGCCCGACAUUAUGGCUCGGCGUGGUGGGCUUCGUUAUCAUCGCUUACUGUCUGGUCAAAAACAUCAAAGGCGCUAUGAUCUACGGCAUCUUGUUCGUCACCGUCGUGUCGUGGUUCCGUAACACCAAAGUGACGGCGUUCCCGAACACCGUCUCCGGCGACUCGGCCCACGAGUAUUUCAAGAAAGUCGUGGACGUACACACUAUAAAGAGCACGGCCGGUGCGUUAAGCUUCAAGGACAUAGGCAAAGGGUAUUUCUGGGAAGCUCUGGUGACCUUCCUCUACGUCGAUAUUCUCGACACGACGGGCACGUUGUAUUCGAUGGCCCGAUUCGCCGGCUUCUCCGACGAUAAAGGGGGCUUCGAGGGUCAGUACUUCGCCUUCAUGUCGGACGCCACGUCGAUCGUGGUGGGGUCCCUUCUGGGCACGUCACCAGUAACAGCGUUCAUAGAGUCAUCAACGGGGAUUCGCGAGGGAGGCAGGACAGGGAUAACGGCCCUGACGGUGGCGGCGUAUUUCUUCAUGGCGCUGUUCUUCACGCCGUUGCUAGCGUCAAUACCGGCGUGGGCGGUGGGACCGCCGUUGAUCCUAGUGGGGGUGCUGAUGAUGAGGUCGGUGGUGGAGAUAGAAUGGGAGGACAUGAAGCAGGCGAUACCGGCGUUCAUGACGUUGAUUCUGAUGCCGCUGACGUAUUCGAUAGCAUAUGGGCUGAUCGGAGGGAUCGGGACGUUCAUAGUGUUGAAUCUUUGGGACUGGGCAGAAGAACUUUUGAGGAAGUUUGGGGUCCUAAAAAGUAAGGCACCAUCUCCUGCUUCUGGGGUCACUGCCACCAAUGGGGUUCAUCAACUUCCUGAUAAUGAUGCAGUCCCAAAGGCACUAGAAGUUUAGGGCAGUGCCCUACGACAACAACAACAUGUACCUUUUCCUUUUUCUUCCUUUCUUUCUCCCUUCUUACUCAUUGUUGGCUCAUACAUAAAUUUCACCCACAUUUCAUUUUUUUUUCCCCUUCCCUUCUUCUUUUUGGGAGUUUAUGUAAGUAUGAAUACUUUUUCUUUUCCCCCCUCCAAGUUGUAGCUGGCAAAGCAUGAUAGAUGUCAGACCCUAAUGAAGUCAAAGUUAUACUUCGUUUUUCACAUAGUUAGAUAA
Molecule: messenger RNA, 2226 nt
Organism: Neltuma alba
Lineage: Eukaryota; Viridiplantae; Streptophyta; Magnoliopsida; Fabales; Fabaceae
Product: adenine/guanine permease AZG1
Exons: 1
Coding region: 211-1968 (585 amino acids)
Biological process (GO): guanine transport; adenine transport; transmembrane transport
Cellular component (GO): plasma membrane
Molecular function (GO): purine nucleobase transmembrane transporter activity
Source: RefSeq, a predicted model, not a curated record